This is a messenger RNA of Lycium barbarum (goji berry), 2418 nucleotides long. Its product is annotated as senescence-associated carboxylesterase 101-like. Bases 412 to 2166 code for a protein of 584 amino acids. Gene Ontology annotation, biological process: lipid metabolic process; defense response. The transcript is spliced from 4 exons. Gene Ontology annotation, molecular function: carboxylic ester hydrolase activity. Lineage: Eukaryota; Viridiplantae; Streptophyta; Magnoliopsida; Solanales; Solanaceae. The record is from RefSeq and is a predicted model, not a curated record.
ACCGACCCUACCCCAAAUUAUCAAAUACACUUCAAAAUAGUACAGUAACCAUUAAUUUAACUAGUAGUUAGGACUUCUUCUUCUUAGAGAAGAAAAAGUCUUUCAAGAUGGAAGCUGAAACUGAAGCUGAUGAAGAAACCUCUGGGAAGUUUAACUGAAUAGGACUACUGCCCAUGUACUAGCCACUAGUAGACUUGAAGAGUGAGAUUUCCAAAAAAAAAUUAAGAAUUAAACUUCCAAUCCCUUUGUUUCUGGGUAUUUUCUUGUUGUCCUUUACAUCUACUUUCCUCGUUCCUUUCUCAUUUGUCAGCCUUGUAUCUUAACUUAUUGUCCAAUAUCUUCUACUACUAUGCUUAUAUUAGAUAUUGCUAGGCCUUUAGUGAUUUCUCAAACUCUCCAAAGGCCAAGAAGAUGAGCCAGUUUUCCUUGUUCAGCAGUGGCCAAGAAUUGGCAAACUUGGUGGUGAACUCAGAUCUACUUCAUCAUUCUUGGUUUACAAUCUCUGACCUUAUCAGCCAUACUUAUUUGAAUAAUAAUCAAACUAAUACUUCUCCAAUUUUGUAUAAAGUUUACCCAUAUCAUUCAAAUGGUGCUAUUAUUGCUUUUGUUUCCUCCCCCACCUGUACUGUUCAGAAAGAAAUGGUCUCUUCAGAGGAUCUUAAAGGUUCCCAAGUUCCAUUUGACUUCAUUUCUACCAAACUCAACCCUCAUUUCUCAGUUAACAAAGAAGCAAUAUCCCUUUUUGCCUUACUGCUGAAUGAGCUCUCUGCCCUUAAAGAACAGUUGGGCAGCUUCAGUCCACUAAUAAUCACUGGACUUUCUUUGGGAGGUUCUGUGGCAUCUCUCUUCACUCUCUGGCUACUCGACAACAUUUCUCCAAAGGACAAUAAUAAGCGCCCCACUUGCAUCACUUUUGGUUCACCCCUUCUCGGCGACAGUUGCCUGCAACAGGCCAUAUCAGAACGUCUGUCAUGGAAUUCAAGCUUUUUGCACGUAGUCUCAAACCAAGAUCCGGUCCCCAGAUUUUUAGUUUCACCUGCUAAUAAUGGCUUUGCUGGUUCUAUUCCUCAAUCUUGUAUUUACAAGCCGUUCGGUACAUUUCUGAUGUGCUCAGAUUCAGACUGCUCUUCUUUUGAGGAACCUGAAUCAGUUUUGGAUCUUCUGAUGGUAAUGAACUCAAAUAACCAAAACCAGAACAAUGGAUUCUUGAUCUUCGACUAUGCUCAGAUUCUGGAACGCCUCAAGCAUAGAGUAAUCUGUAAGGGAACUUCUCAGCUGUGUGACUUUAGAGUGAAUCAACUUCAAGCAGGCAUCAAUCUACAGCUAGAAGCAAUUGGAAUUGGUGGACAGCACACAAGCUACAUGAGCUUUCUUAGGAACACAAUGGCGAAAAGAGUGGAAGCAUCUUUCUUAAAGAAGAAGAAUGCCUUUGAUCCUGGCAAGAAGCUAAACAAAAUGAAAGAAGCUAUGGCUUGGCUAGAAUGGUACAAGAAGGUGACCCUAAAUGAAGGAGGCUACUACGAUAGUUUCAAAUUCAGCGGUUCGCGAAGCAGGGAUGAAGUCAAAAGCAGACAAGAAAUUGUCAAGCACCACAGAACCCUCACUAAGUACUGGAAAAUAAUGGUUGCAGAAGUAGAAAAAUUGCCACAAAAAGAGGAGGCAGCUUUUCGUACUCGCUGGCUAUAUGCAGGGACAGCUUAUAGAAGGAUGGUCGAACCACUCGACAUAGCUGAAUACUACAUGAAAUUAGGGAAUAGAGACUAUGUAAAUCUUGGAAGAUCAGAGCACUAUAAACAGUUGGAAAAAUGGAUGAUAGAAGACAAACCGUCUGGAAGUGGUAACAACAAAAGGAAGGCUGCUAGCCUCACCGAGGAUUCUUGCUUUUGGGCAUAUGUGGAGGAAGCUAUUUUAAGUUCCAAAAGAUUGAGAGAAGGCAGUUUAGAAGAGAAGAAAAAUUCAUUGAGGGAUUUGGUUAUUUUUGGGGAAUAUGUAAUGAGUUUGAUAAUGUGCUAUUCAGUAUCCUCUGAGGUUUUCCAGCCUCAGAGUAGCUUCAUGAAGUGGUGGAAAGAAUAUAGGCAAGAUAUUCUAAGCUCCUUGAAUAAUUUGCCGUUGGCCUUUUACAUGGAAAACCAAGAAUACCAAAGUUAUGCUUCGAAUGGUAGUUAGUAGCUAAUACUAACUGAGCAUGACAUAGAGUCACCAGUUGAUCUUGUGGUGUUAACUACUCCAGUUGCAUAACUUACAGAAUUACCAAGUAGAUCUGUGCUCACUCCCUGUAAGCUGUUUAAUUAAUGAAGUUUUAUCUUUAGUACCCAAAAAAAAUGGAUUUACUUUUGGGCUGUAAUCCCGUGCUUUACCAGAGGUUUUAAUUGAUUCCACCAUUAAUUGAAAUUGGGCAAAAAUAUGCAACUUCCACUU